Molecule: messenger RNA, 2109 nt
Organism: Panicum hallii
Lineage: Eukaryota; Viridiplantae; Streptophyta; Magnoliopsida; Poales; Poaceae
Product: protein SINE1-like
Exons: 3
Coding region: 133-1908 (591 amino acids)
Cellular component (GO): microtubule
Molecular function (GO): microtubule binding
Source: RefSeq, a predicted model, not a curated record
GGAGCGUCCACUCCAGCGGCGACCCACCGCCGCCGCAAGAACUCCUCGUCCGUCUUCGCCGUAGCCCUCCCCCGCUUCACCGGCCUUGGAUUGGCGUGGGGCGGGGAUCCGUCCCGAUUUGUUGUGUAUGCAAUGUCUAGAAGUGUUGGAGUGGCUGAAUAUCAAGAACUGGAUGUUUCUACUAUGGAUCCCAUCAGCCACCAGCCUGCCUUCAGAGGCUUGAAACUGUAUGUGAAAGAUCUUGAUUCGAACACACUCCCUCCAUUUCUUGCCCGUGUGUGCUCCCCUGACAAGCCAACCUCAUACUCUGAGGAGGAGAUCCUAUGCAUUUUUGAGACUGCCGCAGAAGUUCAUGGCCGCAACAUUGUACCACACAUUGGACAGAUUAUUUCAGCAAUCAUCAGGAUUAUGUCAUCAGGGUGUUUGCAUAGUGCUGGUUGCUCCAAGGUGGUUUGCACAUUAUCCCGCUAUGGCAUUGAUCCUCUGGGUAGGGAAGAAGAGAAAGCUGAGAUCAUUAGCUCCCUUUGCUAUUCCUUAUCAGAUUGCUUGAUGAACACCAACAAGAGCAUCUCUUCUGGUUCUGCUCUUUGUAUCACUGCUCUUGUCCAGUCCAACAAUUGGCAAUUCGCAUCCAAUGAGUUGGUCAAUGGUGUCUGCUUGAAGGUCUCGGGGGCUGUAGAGGAGGUUCACUGUCACACUGUUGUGCACUUAAGCUUGGUGGUUGCUCUGUCAAAAUAUAAUCCUUUGACACUUGAGCCUUAUGGGCGAUCAUUGAUAAGAUCAGGUUUGCAGAUAUUGGAUCAUAGCACUAAGGCUAGCAAUUCUCGGAUGAUUAUGUCAUCCAUUCAAAUGAUACAUUCCAUCAUGAAAACGUUGGAUGUGAGGAUGAUAUCUUCUGAGAUCAGCAGCAUUAUCCAAGCUUUGGAGCAAUGCCAAGGUGGCUAUAUUCCAGAUAUCUGCACUGCAGCUUCUCAGGCGGCUGAGACUGCUAAGCUACUUGAGAGGCAGGAGGAAUGUGGAGACCACAAAAAAUUUAGUCCGUUGGUAAACUGUAGUGGGAGGCAUAGCAGGAAUGGGUCAAAUUCUCCACUUGAUGAUGUGGAUAUUAGAGACAGUGGUUCUAGUGAGUCUCCUUGUGAGGUGCAAUCUGUUCGUUCGUUUAAUGACUUAGAUUCUCAGCUGCCAGUUGGACAGUGUGAUGAUAUUCUUGGAAGUACACGUGCAAGGCGGCGCCUUUGGAGUAGUGGAUCUCACUUUUCACAUGGAAUGUCCAAUGAUGAGUUUUUCCACAUUUCAGCACCUGAUUGUUGUGAUACUAUGGGUAUAAUAGGACAAUCUAAUUCUGCUGGUCUUGUUAAGGCAAGUAGGAGGUGCUCAGAUGUGUUGACAGGAGUUGAUGACCAAUGCCCUACUUGUUUAACACCUCGAGCUACUAAUCAGGUGUACAGGCGUCAAGCUUUGUCGACUCCAAGGAGGCAGGUCUACUCUUUCACCUCUUGCAGUGAUUCAGAAAGAGAGAGCCACCGCUUACCUAAAAGUCUAGCUUUUAGGCAGAUACAGUACCCAGAUCAUCUUUUGUUUCAAAAGGAUGGUGAUCUUGAAGAAAGGAUAGGCUGCUGCAAGUCAAUUCAACAGAGCAAUCAAUGCCAUGCACAAAGUUCUGACUUGCUGACCGAAGACCUGAAGUUCCCAACCAACAGCAGGCGUUCUGAUAGUGCACGGACUUCAUGUGAAGAACGCCACGCUGCUGCUGCUGAGUAUCAAAAGAUGUGUGGAAUGAAGAAAAGAGAAACAAACUGUCUUAGCGGUCGAUUAAUUGCUUAUGUCUGGGCUGUGUUAAUCGUUGCUUUGUUGUUAGCUUGGUGGAAGCAGCAUCCUAGUAAUGAGCUCUAUUUUGUACCUACAUAGCAUCUGUCUAUGUGUAAGAAGUUCUUUUCGUUUCUGUGGCAUUGUACCUGGUGCAUCAAGCCACUGGCUUUCAGGAGUUGUAUGAUGUCGUACCAUAUACAGAUCUGUCAGUAUACAUGAGAAUGCUGUAGAUUGGUCCUUAGGUGGAAAUGAAUCAACUGUUUCAAAGCUGUGGAAAUUGGUUGAAGUUCUGUUGGUGUG